Guyanagaster necrorhizus is the source of this 1188-nucleotide messenger RNA. RefSeq names its product Aldo/keto reductase. NCBI's taxonomy places the organism in Eukaryota, Fungi, Basidiomycota, Agaricomycetes, Agaricales, Physalacriaceae. The transcript is spliced from 11 exons. Bases 1 to 945 code for a protein of 314 amino acids. The record is from RefSeq and is a predicted model, not a curated record.
AUGCCUCCAAUUCCCCUCAUUGAGCUCAACAACGGUACGAAGAUACCAAUCAUAGGUAUUGGUGGUGGUCCGAGCGCAAUGACGGUUGAAGCAUGUGAUGCAACGAAGGAUUGGAUACUGACGGCGAUUCAGGCGGGGUAUAGGCACAUCGAUACAGCCCUGAUAUAUAGUACAGAGAAGGCCAUCGGCGAGGCGGUAAGAGAGUCUGGUAUUCCCCGCGAGGCGUUCUUUAUUACAACCAAACUACCGUAUAACCGGCAGGAUCGUGUGGUUGAAUCAUUCGACCUCAGUCUCCAAAACCUUGGAAUGGAUUACGUGGACCUGUACCUCAUGCAUUGGCCUAUGGCCAUCCCUUACCGAAUCACGCCUCUUUCAGGUACCUGGACGGAUUAUCUACGAGAUCCGGAUGGCUCUGUAACCACCCUCGAUUCUCCCACCUUCAACGAGUCCUAUGCCGAAAUGGAGAAAAUAUAUGCUAGCGGGAGGGCCAAGGCUAUCGGAGUCAGCAACUUUUCCAUCAAGACUCUUGGAGAGCUAUUCCAAACAGCUACCAUCAUUCCAGCCGUGAACCAGAUAGAGCGGCAUCCCUACCUUGCACAGACCGAUCUCAUCGCUUACCACAAGGAGAAGAGCAUCGCUACCGUGGCGUACUCUCCUGGAGGCCACGGAAACGUCAUCCGUGAAGAUCCCAUCAUCAACGAAAUAGCUGCCAAACACGGUGUCUCACCGACGCAGGUCAUCCUCGCAUGGCAAAUCGCAGGAGGCAUGAUCAUCAUACCGAAGAGCGACAAGGAACAGAGGCAGAAGGAUAAUAUGAACCUUCCCGCUCUGGAUGAAGAGGAUAUGGAGAAGAUAAACAGUUUGGACCGCGGAGAGAGGCUGUGUGACAAGAUCGACCAGAAUGGCAAAUAUUGGGGGUGGACGAAGGAACGCCUCGGGUGGUAGUAGUCGCUUUACCUCAUAAUGUAUUUGUUGAUUCUGGGUACGGGUUCUGUGUUAUGAGCCUCCUCAGCCACGUAAUGUGGGGCCAACUCACGAUAUGUCUAGACCUAUGCUAUCCAGUUAGUGUGUUGUCUCAUUUCCAGACCAACCCAGGGAUGACACACUGGAGAGCUCUACCUCAAGACGAAGAUCCAGCGGAAUAAGCGCAAAAGUCCUCAGCGAACGACACCACAUAUUUUGAUCGAG